This is a messenger RNA of Nannospalax galili (Upper Galilee mountains blind mole rat), 8876 nucleotides long. It is a transcript of the gene Plxna1, whose product is annotated as plexin A1. The coding region runs from base 20 to 5758 and encodes 1912 amino acids. NCBI's taxonomy places the organism in Eukaryota, Metazoa, Chordata, Mammalia, Rodentia, Spalacidae. Gene Ontology annotation, biological process: regulation of cell shape; regulation of cell migration; regulation of GTPase activity. Gene Ontology annotation, molecular function: protein binding; semaphorin receptor activity. The transcript is spliced from 31 exons. Gene Ontology annotation, cellular component: semaphorin receptor complex. The record is from RefSeq and is a predicted model, not a curated record.
GGUUGAGGAACCCAGACCCAUGAUGCGCGCACCUGCAGGACCCGAGUACAUUGGCCUGAGGCCAAGGUCCACCAUGCCUCUGCCACCCCUCAGCCUGUGGACACUGCCAAUGCUGUUGUUGCUGCUGCUGGGGGGUGUAUGGGUGGCUAUAGGCUCACCCUCGACUGGCAGGGGUCCACAACCUGCCUUCCGCACCUUUGUGACUGGUGACUGGAGCCUCACACACUUGGUGGUCCAUGAGCAAACAGGUGAGGUGUACGUGGGCGCAGUGAACCGCAUCUACAAGCUGUCGGGCAACCUGACACUGCUUCGGGCCCAUGUGACGGGCCCUGUGGAAGACAAUGAGAAAUGCUACCCACCCCCCAGCGUACAGUCAUGCCCGCAUGGUCUGGGCAGCACUGAUAAUGUCAACAAACUUCUGCUGUUGGACUAUGCCGCCAACCGCCUGCUGGCCUGUGGCAGCGCCUCACAGGGCAUCUGCCAGUUCCUGAGGCUGGAUGACCUCUUCAAGCUGGGAGAGCCACACCACCGCAAGGAGCACUACCUGUCCAGUGUUCGUGAAGCUGGCAGCAUGGCAGGUGUGCUCAUUGCUGGGCCGCCUGGCCAGGGCCAGGCCAAGCUCUUUGUGGGCACACCCAUCGAUGGCAAAUCUGAGUACUUUCCCACACUGUCCAGUCGCCGACUCAUGGCUAAUGAGGAGGACGCCGACAUGUUUGGCUUUGUGUACCAGGAUGAGUUUGUGUCAUCACAGCUCAAGAUCCCGUCGGAUACGUUGUCCAAGUUCCCAGCCUUUGACAUCUACUAUGUGUACAGCUUUCGCAGCGAGCAGUUUGUCUACUACCUCACCCUGCAGCUGGAUACACAGCUCACCUCACCUGAUGCUGCUGGUGAGCACUUCUUUACCUCCAAGAUCGUGCGGCUGUGUGUGGAUGACCCCAAGUUCUACUCAUACGUUGAGUUCCCCAUCGGCUGCCAGCAAGGUGGAGUGGAGUACCGCUUGGUGCAGGAUGCCUACCUGAGCCGGCCAGGCCGUGCCCUGGCCAACCAACUGGGCCUGGCCAAGGACGAGGAUGUGUUGUUCACCGUUUUUGCACAGGGCCAGAAGAACCGUGUGAAGCCACCCAAGGAGUCAGCACUGUGCCUGUUCACGCUGCGUGCUAUCAAGGAAAAGAUCAAGGAGCGCAUCCAGUCAUGCUACCGUGGUGAGGGCAAGCUCUCGCUGCCCUGGCUGCUCAACAAGGAGCUAGGCUGCAUCAACUCGCCCUUGCAGAUCGACGACGACUUCUGUGGGCAGGACUUCAACCAGCCACUGGGGGGCACGGUCACUAUCGAGGGCACACCUCUUUUUGUGGACAAGGAUGAUGGCCUGACUGCUGUGGCUGCCUAUGACUACCGGGGCCGCACUGUGGUGUUUGCUGGUACACGCAGUGGUCACAUUCGCAAGAUCCUGGUGGACCUCGCAAACCCUGGUGGCUGGCCAGCCCUGGCCUAUGAGAGCGUGGUGGCUCAGGAGGGCAGCCCCAUCCUGCGUGACCUUGUUCUUAGCCCUAACCACCAGUACCUCUACGCCAUGACAGAGAAGCAGGUAACGCGAGUGCCCGUGGAAAGCUGUGUGCAGUACACUUCCUGUGAGCUGUGCCUAGGGUCUCGGGACCCACAUUGUGGCUGGUGUGUCCUACACAGCAUUUGCUCAAGGCAGGAUGCCUGUGAGCGGGCGGACGAGCCCCAGCGUUUUGCCUCCGACCUGCUGCAAUGUGUGCAGUUGACUGUGCAGCCACGAAAUGUGUCAGUCACCAUGUCCCAGGUGCCGCUUGUGCUGCAGGCCUGGAACGUGCCUGACCUCUCAGCCGGUGUCAACUGUUCCUUUGAGGACUUCACGGAGUCUGAGAGCAUCCUGGAAGAUGGCCGCAUCCACUGCCGCUCUCCCUCUGCCCAGGAAGUGGCACCCAUUACACAGGGCCAAGGAGACCAGCGGGUGGUGAAGCUCUACCUCACAUCCAAGGAGACUGGGAAGAAGUUUGCAUCUGUGGACUUUGUCUUCUACAACUGCAGUGUCCACCAGUCCUGCCUGGCUUGCGUCAAUGGUUCCUUCCCCUGCCACUGGUGCAAAUACCGCCACGUGUGCACAAACAACGCUGCUGACUGUGCUUUUCUGGAAGGUCGUGUCAACGUGUCUGAGGAUUGCCCACAGAUCCUGCCCUCCACCCAUAUCUAUGUGCCAGUGGGUGUGGUGAAACCCAUCACCCUGGCUGCGAGGAACCUCCCACAGCCACAGUCAGGCCAGCGAGGCUAUGAAUGCCUUUUCCACAUUCCGGGCAGCCCGGCUCGAGUCACCGCCCUGCGCUUCAAUAGCUCCAGCCUACAGUGCCAGAACUCAUCGUACUCCUACGAGGGGAAUGAUGUCAGUGACCUGCCUGUAAAUCUGUCAGUCGUGUGGAAUGGCAACUUCGUCAUUGACAACCCUCAGAAUAUACAGGCCCACCUCUACAAAUGCCCAGCCAUGCGCCAGAGCUGCGGCCUCUGCCUCAAAGCUGACCCACACUUCGAGUGUGGCUGGUGUGUGGCUGAGCGCCGCUGUUCUCUGCGCCAUCACUGCCCAGCUGACACACCUGCCUCCUGGAUGCAUGCACGACAUGGCAGCAGCCGCUGCACAGACCCCAAGAUCCUCAAGCUGUUCCCAGAGACAGGCCCCAGGCAGGGAGGGACUCGGCUCACCAUCACCGGCGAGAACUUGGGCCUCCGGUUUGAGGAUGUGCGUCUGGGUGUGCGAGUGGGCAAGGUGCUGUGCAGCCCUGUGGAGAGCGAGUACAUCAGCGCUGAACAGAUUGUCUGUGAGAUCGGGGAUGCCAGCACACAGCGGACCCAUGAUGCCCUGGUGGAAGUGUGUGUGCGUGACUGCACCCCCCACUAUCGAGCCCUGUCUCCCAAGCGCUUCACUUUUGUGACACCAACCUUCUACCGUGUGAGCCCCUCCCGGGGGCCUUUGUCCGGGGGCACCUGGAUUGGCAUUGAGGGAAGCCAUCUGAAUGCAGGCAGUGAUGUGGCUGUGUCCAUCGGAGGCCGUUCCUGCUCCUUCUCCUGGAGGACCUCUCGAGAGAUCCGCUGUCUGACACCCCCAGGGCAGACCCCUGGCAGCACCCCCAUUGUCAUCAACAUCAACCGUGCCCAACUCUCCAACCCUGAGGUGAAGUACAACUACACUGAAGACCCUACCAUCCUGAGAAUCGAUCCCGAGUGGAGCAUCAACAGUGGUGGGACCCUCCUAACAGUCACAGGCACCAAUCUGGCCACCGUCCGUGAACCUCGAAUCCGGGCCAAGUAUGGCGGCAUUGAGAGGAAGAAUAGCUGCAUGGUAUACAACGAUACCACCAUGGUGUGCCGGGCACCGUCCAUAGACAACCCAACGCGCAGCCCACCAGAGCUAGGGGAACGGCCGGACGAGCUGGGUUUCAUUAUGGAUAAUGUGCGCACACUGCUGGUGCUCAACGGCUCCUCCUUCCUGUACUAUCCCGACCCUGUGCUGGAGCCACUGAGUCCCACCGGGCUCCUAGAGCUGAAGCCCAGCUCUCCACUCAUCCUCAAGGGCCGCAAUCUUCUGCCACCUGCACCUGGCAACUCACGGCUCAACUACACAGUGCUCAUUGGCUCCACACCCUGCAUCCUUACAGUAUCUGAGACGCAGCUACUAUGUGAAGCGCCCAACCUCACAGGACAGCACAAAAUCACGGUACGGGCAGGUGGCUUUGAGUUCUCACCAGGGAUGCUGCAGGUAUACUCAGACAGCCUGCUGACAUUGCCAGCCAUUGUGGGCAUCGGUGGGGGUGGUGGCCUCCUGCUGCUGGUCAUUGUGGCUGUACUCAUCGCCUACAAGCGCAAGUCCCGGGAUGCCGACCGCACCCUGAAGCGACUGCAGCUGCAGAUGGACAACCUGGAGUCCCGAGUGGCCCUUGAGUGCAAGGAAGCUUUUGCAGAGCUACAGACAGAUAUCCAUGAACUGACCAGUGACCUGGAUGGCGCAGGCAUCCCGUUCCUCGACUACCGCACGUACGCCAUGCGAGUACUGUUCCCUGGGAUUGAAGACCACCCUGUACUCAAAGAGAUGGAGGUACAGGCCAAUGUUGAGAAGUCUCUGACACUGUUUGGACAACUGCUGACCAAGAAGCACUUCUUGCUGACCUUUAUCCGCACACUGGAGGCCCAGCGCAGCUUCUCCAUGCGUGACCGUGGGAAUGUGGCCUCGCUCAUCAUGACGGCCCUGCAGGGCGAGAUGGAGUAUGCCACAGGCGUGCUCAAACAGCUGCUGUCUGACCUCAUUGAGAAGAACCUGGAGAGCAAAAACCAUCCCAAGCUGCUGCUGCGGAGGACUGAAUCGGUAGCAGAGAAGAUGCUGACCAACUGGUUCACAUUCCUUCUAUACAAGUUCCUCAAGGAGUGUGCUGGGGAGCCUCUUUUCAUGCUGUACUGCGCCAUCAAGCAGCAGAUGGAGAAAGGCCCCAUUGAUGCCAUCACGGGGGAGGCUCGGUACUCCCUGAGCGAGGACAAGCUCAUCAGGCAACAGAUUGACUACAAGACACUGACCCUGAACUGCGUGAACCCUGAGAAUGAGAACGCACCUGAGGUACCUGUGAAGGGGCUGAACUGUGAUACUGUGACACAAGUCAAGGAGAAGCUGCUGGAUGCUGUGUACAAGGGUGUGCCCUACUCACAGCGACCCAAGGCUGGAGACAUGGACCUGGAGUGGCGCCAAGGCCGCAUGGCACGCAUCAUCCUUCAAGACGAGGACGUCACCACCAAGAUCGACAAUGACUGGAAGAGGUUGAACACACUGGCCCACUAUCAGGUGACAGAUGGGUCAUCAGUGGCACUAGUGCCCAAGCAGACAUCUGCCUACAACAUCUCCAAUUCCUCCACCUUCACCAAGUCCCUCAGCAGAUACGAGAGCAUGCUGCGCACAGCCAGCAGCCCCGACAGUCUGCGCUCACGAACACCCAUGAUCACACCUGACCUGGAGAGCGGCACCAAGCUGUGGCACCUUGUGAAAAAUCAUGACCACCUGGACCAGCGGGAGGGCGACCGUGGCAGCAAGAUGGUCUCAGAGAUCUACCUGACACGGCUGCUGGCCACCAAGGGCACACUUCAGAAGUUUGUGGAUGAUCUCUUUGAGACCAUCUUUAGCACAGCACACCGUGGCUCAGCCCUGCCUCUAGCUAUCAAGUACAUGUUUGACUUCCUGGAUGAACAAGCUGACAAGCACCAGAUCCAUGACUCUGAUGUGCGCCACACCUGGAAAAGCAACUGCCUGCCACUGCGCUUCUGGGUGAACGUGAUUAAGAACCCACAGUUUGUGUUCGACAUCCACAAGAACAGCAUCACAGAUGCCUGUCUGUCAGUGGUAGCACAGACUUUCAUGGACUCCUGCUCCACCUCGGAGCAUAAGCUGGGCAAAGACUCACCCUCCAACAAGCUGCUCUAUGCUAAGGACAUCCCCAACUACAAGAGCUGGGUAGAGAGGUACUAUGCUGAUAUCGCCAAGAUGCCCGCCAUCAGUGACCAAGAUAUGAGUGCCUACCUGGCUGAGCAAUCCCGGCUACACUUGAGCCAGUUCAAUAGUAUGAGUGCUCUGCAUGAGAUCUACUCGUACAUUGCCAAGUACAAGGAUGAGAUCCUGGUGGCGCUGGAAAAGGAUGAACAGGCUCGGAGGCAACGGCUACGGAGCAAGCUGGAGCAAGUGGUGGACACUAUGGCCCUGAGCAGCUGAGCCCUAGCGAUGACCACCCAGCAGGAGGCAGAGCAGGAAAGCAGCAGAGGGGGACCCAGGAGACAGCCCUUGGCCACCUGUGUAGAGUGCCAGGUUCAGAGGCUGCAGUUGGGGUCUUGGCCCUUACCUUCCUCUCCCUGCCAUGUGGGGCAAGUUUUUAUCACUGUGGAUGUGACGGUUCCUGCUGAGCCACUUCUGCCUAGGGCUUGCUACCCUGGCAUGAAGAGAGCUCAGCAUUGCCCGCCCUGCCCAGGGAUAUUUGCUGCUUGACAAAAGCUGCUGGUGGCCUUCAUGGGAGAAAGGUGGCCUCUGAGGGACUGAGAUCGAAGGCCAGGCCCUUCAGAUGGAGGGGCAUCAGGACAAGAGACUAGAUGUGUCUGAAGCUCCCAGCUUCCCAGCUGCUACCAGCAAGAAGAGUCUGAGGGUCUUGGCCCAGUUGCCAGCCUGAGGGAAAGGUGAAAUGCCCAGGCUGGGCCAAACGAGCCACAGUCUGGGGCUAUCUUACUAGCCUGCAUUCCAGCACCCUGGGCUAGCCACUACCCUCAGAUUCACCGCGUGCUCUGCACGGCCUGGACCGGAGUACCAUGUCCCCCUGCCGGGGAGAGGUCCCAUUCCCCUCCUAUGGAGGGGCUGUAGACUCCACUCCCAAGUGACAUGAUGCGGCUAAGUGAACCCCUCUCUGUCCUCAGGGCUGUGCCUCUGUGAGCCUCUGGGCCUGGGGCUCUGGUCAGAGCGCAUGUUCACAUUAUUUAUUCCCCACCUCCUGCUCCUGGAGCAACCUACCAUGGAGCUUUAGAGGGCAACAGGUUACUGUGCCCACCGUCCUCUGUCUUCCCUGCCCCUAACCCCCCCGCCCUACGGCUUCCAAUCUGGCAUCUCAGCAGUGUCCUGGCCCCUCCAGAGCAGUGGAACCUCUGGGGACUGCUUUUAAGGGAACAAGAAAUCCUGCUGCAUUGCCUGGAAGGCGGGGCAAGGCCCCUUUGCCACCCCACUGACCUCGAGCAGUGACCUAAGAGAUAGGAGGUCAGCUGCAUCCACCCUUGCCCUCAGUGAGCAACAGAACACAUUUUUAAUGGACUUUGUACAUAUAUAUGUACGUGUGUGUAUGUAUAUAUAUAUGUAUAUAUAUAUAUAUAUAUGUAUGUAUGUGUGGCCCCAACCCCAGUGGGGUGCUGUACAGUUACUCAAGGGAGGAGACAAGGGAAGGCAAUUCAGGAGAAACCCAGGUGGCAGAGAACAAAGCCAAGGGUCCUGGAGCCAUGACCCAGCUGCAGCCUCUGCUUCCCAUGGACCAGUGAAGCUACUGCCGGAGCUUCAAGGUACCCUGAGCUCCUGGGUACUCCGAGUUCCUGGGUGCAGAGGCUGUGGAUCUGCAUGACUGUGCUAGCGUUUAGUCUGAGUUGAUCUUUUCAAACUGCAAGUGUUGAAUAUAGAGGUGGUUAGAUCCUUUUUUAUGUUUUUUUAAAAAAAUUACUCAUUUGGGAAAAAAAUGAGCGGCCCAUCCCCUUUUCAAGUUCACUUUUUCGAUGGUACUAAAGAUUCUAACGGAUUUUAAGGGACAGCUAACUGUGGCCAGGCCCAGCCUCGGCUCUGGGGGCAGCAUACCCCCAUGCCCACAGACUGCCAGCCUUGAGGUCCCUCCCCUCCAAGCAGCAGGAGUCAGAUGAGACAAGGUGGAAGUCAGAUUAGAGCUGCACCUUUAAGUCACUGUGGGGCUGGUGUAUAGACUCAGGGAGCUCCUCCCCUGUGGGUGCCAGGGGAGCCUAGGCACCCUGGGCCUUGAACACUGGCCAGCCCCAACCUCGCCUGUGUGACUCACUCCUUGGCCUGACAUGGGUCAAAGCCAAGGCCAGCCAGUCUGAACAGAGCCGUUUCUCAGUAGUCCUUAGUGUUGCCUGGGAUUCUUACCCUUGAGUAUAAACCUCCCUCCCUUUUGCCUCCAGUCUGUGCCUGGGUGGGAGCCUCAGUUUUCCCCAAAGUCUUCCCUGGAUGCUGGCUUCAGAUGGAAGCCUCCAGUUCUUCCAGUUCCGCCUGGACCAUGCACAGCUUCUCGGCUCGACUGCCUCCACAGUCCAGCCCUACCACUCUACUGGAGGCCCUCAGGCUUCCUCAGAGUAAGCCAGUCUUGCUCUACCCUACCAGGCUGCCUCUCCCAUGUGGGUGCCUCAGGUAGAUAGAUGGUGAGGUGACCUGUAGCAGCCUCCACAGGGCGUCUGUUCGCAAGCACUUUAGCAUAUCUGUUUACAUGCGAGCUGAUCUAGCUGUUCUACUCAGUACAGUGGGCAGAGCCAAGUGUCACCUCCCUGCCAGUCCUGAUUGGGCUCCGACUAAUGCUUGUCCUUGGUCCUUGGUGGUCUCUGUGGCUUCCUGCCAGGGGCUCCACUCCAGCCUCUUCAUAUGGCCUGGGGUUGGAGCCCACUUGGGAACUGGGUGGUAAGAUACUCUGGGCCACCUCUGCUGUCCUUUGCCCAGGGAGUUGGCCAAGCAGCAUUCUAGCCAGCCUGGCUCGUGUAACACUUGGUACUGCUGUCCUGCUGUAGGCCCUGUCCCUGAAGCCCUUUUCACCUGCCUUUUAUUUCCCUUCCUUGCACCCAGACUCAGGAGUGCCUGGGACAUUUCACGCUGGGCCUGGAUGCCUGGCCUUCAUAGGCCUCAGGCUUACCCCUACACUUGCUAGUCACCCAGCCCUCUUAUGAUGGGUGGGCAGGGAUGAGGGCCCUGGUGUGCACCUAAGAGGUACAGCAUUGUGUCCCAGGCACGGGCCAGCAGCCUCUGUUGGCAGAGGGGCCCGGCUGCCACCCCAACUCCGAUUUCCCCAGUUUGGAUCUGGUGGCUCACAUCGGUGCUACACAUGCUAGAGUAGAUAUAUUUAGAGAGAGAUAUUUUUAAGAUGAAGCUCACAAUUAGCUGUCCUUUAAUGCCGCAGAACACCCCCCCUCAAAUAGAAGUGGUCACUUGGUCUGAGCUGACCAGGCCUCAGCCAUCGCUCCUCUGGAAGCGUUAGAGCUGAUGCUCAGCCCUCAGAUGUGUAAAUAUACGGCUAUUUCCUAUUUUACGGUUCUUCAGAUUUAGUACUUGUAAAUAAACACACAUUAAGGAGAGAUUAAACAUUUUUGCU